AUGAAAUCAGAUGUUUUGUUUAUGAUUUUUUGCGUGCUCACAUCUCUCGUUCUAAGCAACGUUAGAGAAGUGGAAGCCGUAAAUUUUGGAUGCAACCUUACAACAUCUUUCCCUGGAAAGUGUGGAAACAAUGGAAAUACUGCAUGCGUAAACGACGUAAAAAAAAAUCCUCACGCACCAAAAAAUCUGAACAUACGUUGUGAUUGUGCUGAUAAAUAUGUGUGGCCGGGUACGCCUCCUCAGCGUUGGUGUAGAUGUAUGUAUGUUUGCUAA
Messenger RNA from Eutrema salsugineum, 273 nucleotides. RefSeq names its product defensin-like protein 226. NCBI's taxonomy places the organism in Eukaryota, Viridiplantae, Streptophyta, Magnoliopsida, Brassicales, Brassicaceae. Gene Ontology annotation, biological process: signal transduction. The transcript is spliced from 3 exons. The coding region runs from base 1 to 273 and encodes 90 amino acids. The record is from RefSeq and is a predicted model, not a curated record.